Molecule: messenger RNA, 1325 nt
Organism: Brassica napus (rape)
Lineage: Eukaryota; Viridiplantae; Streptophyta; Magnoliopsida; Brassicales; Brassicaceae
Exons: 2
Coding region: 268-1155 (295 amino acids)
Source: RefSeq, a predicted model, not a curated record
AAUAAAAAAAAUGUUGUACCUAUUUAAGAGUAUAGGAUAUUAUUUGAAAAAUAAAGAAAAUGAGGACAUUUAUAGGAAAAUCAAAUUAAUAUAGAUUUGGUGCAUGAAGGUAUAUCUCUUAAUACAGAAAAUGAGAUAUGACCAAAAACAUAUUCACCAUUUCAAAACUCUACCUAUAUUUUCAUCUCUUACCACCUCUAUUCACAUGCUCUCAAAACAAAAGCAAAAAUAUCAAAAUUUCAUAUCUGCUUAGUGAAAAAAAGGCUCAUGGAUUCUUCAUCUUUUUCAUCCUCACUAUCCAUCACCAGAGAAGAGUUCAACGCUUUCCACAAGUUUGAAAGAGAUCUUUUCACUCGUAUUGUCAUAAGUCUAAGACGAGACAUUAGCCUGUCUUUUGAGAUUAUGUGCUUUCUCAUCUAUCUCGAGAAAAGUGUUUUCAUGAGCAAACUAAUCUUUAAUCUUGUUUCAUUCCCGGACCUUUUCAUCAACAGCGUCGUUGACGAAGUCGUCAUGUGUCUGCGCUGCUUAUCCUACGAAAAUUUCCCAUCGUUCGUGGCCAGCUUGAAAAAUAUCAACUCCUUAUCUAUACCUUGGAUCAGGCGUAUGACCAGACAGAACUUUACUCUCGAAGGCAUCCACCAAAAGCGCGAAGACAUUCUCCUUGAGAUGAAGAAGCAUUUAACGAGUAUAUGCUACCCAGCUUUUGAGGAUAUAUGCGUGCGCUUUGAGAUGCACAACAAGGAGAAGAUGCAUACCUCUAGCCACUUCUUGUGUGGUCAACAAGCAACAACUAAUCAUGCAGCAGGAACAAGCAACGUUGAGGGACAGCAACUAACGGCUGAGGACAGGACUGUCUUCCUCACAUUCUCUAAAGGAUACCCAAUCUCUGAAGUAGAAGUGUAUGAAUAUUUCACCAGGAGAUUUGGAGAUAUUGUGGAAGCGAUACACAUGGGUGGAGUAGGAGGGAAGGACCUGCAAGCGCUGUAUGCAAGGAUGGUGUUACGUUCUGCCGCCAAGAUUCCAGAGAUUGUAAAGGAUGAGGCGUGCCCGACCAAGUUCACCAUUAAUGGAAAACAUGUUAAGGCUCGGAAAUUUAUUCCCAUUCACAAAUCCGUUAAUAAUCUUCCUCACCCUUCCUUUGGUGUCUCUCUCUAGUUACAUAUGUUUUUUUUGUUUGAUCUUCAGGAGUUCUAAACCCCACUUCAAAAAAAUUGGGACCUAUUUUAUUAUGGAUGGGGGACUUUUAUUUGGUUGGUGAUUGACAUUUAUCUCAAAAACUAUUUAGCAUGGACUCAAAUUCAAAACUAUACUUUUCCCCUUUAACC